Messenger RNA from Pogona vitticeps (central bearded dragon), 1163 nucleotides. The record is from RefSeq and is a predicted model, not a curated record. NCBI's taxonomy places the organism in Eukaryota, Metazoa, Chordata, Lepidosauria, Squamata, Agamidae.
GGGCCCAAUCCGGGCAAAGUUUGGGCCUUGGCUUCGGACGCUGUAGCUGAUGGGGGAGCUGCCUGGUUUGAUGUACCAUAACCCGUUGCACCGCAAGGCGUUCCCCUGAAUGGGUUUACUUGGAAGAAAGACAUGUUGGCUUUAUUAGGGUUAAAUUCUGGGUACAUUUGUGCUUAGCAAACUCUGCUAUCCUGAUGCCUGAGUCUGCUUCCUCGGAAAUAUUGGUAUUAACCUAACUGAUCCGGUGUUCAGAGGCAUAUACAGAGGUACUCAAAAGCAUCAAGAUGACUUCUUGGAUGUAAUGGACAGGGCAAUCAAAAUUGGUGUUAAAAAGUUCAUGAUCACAGGUGGAAGUUUGCAAGAUAGUAAAGAUGCACUACAACUGGCAAAAACAAAUGACAUGUUUUUCAGUACUGUUGGUUGCCAUCCCACACGAUGUGGUGAGUUUGAGCAGGAGAACCCAGAGCAGUACUUAUCAGAGUUACAAGAUCUAGUGGAGAAGAAUAAAGGGAAAGCCAUAGCAAUUGGGGAGUGUGGCCUGGAUUUUGACAGAUUAGAAUUCUGCCCUAAAGACACCCAACUCAAGUAUUUUGAGAAACAGUUUGACUUAUCCGAACAAACAAAAUUACCGAUGUUCCUGCACUGUAGGAAUUCACAUCCUCAAUUUAUAGAUAUAAUGAGGCGAAACAGAGAGAGGUGUGUGGGAGGUGUGGUUCACUCUUUUGAUGGGACCAAAGAAGAGGCAGCAGCUAUAAUUGAGUUAGAUCUUUAUGUAGGAAUAAAUGGUUGUUCACUGAAAACAGAAGCCAAUUUAGAAACAGUGAAAUCAAUUCCCAGUGAAAGAUUAAUGAUAGAGACAGAUGCUCCUUGGUGCGGAGUGAAAAAUACACAUGCCGGCUCAAAAUAUGUAAAAACUACAUUCCCCACGAAAAAAAAGUGGGAAUUUGGACACUGCCUGAAAGACAGGAAUGAACCUUGCCAUAUAAUCCAAAUACUGGAAAUACUAGCAGCCGUACGGGAAGAAGAUCCACUAGAACUGGCCAACACGAUGUAUAACAACACUAUUAAAGUAUUCUUUCCAGAUAUGUAAAGCAGUUGAUGUAUUAUAAUAUGACCUAUUAAUUUUGUUCAUAAAAUAUAAGAAUUAAAGUUCUGUGUAUUGA